Carcharodon carcharias (great white shark) is the source of this 1621-nucleotide messenger RNA. It is a transcript of the gene nfkbiab, whose product is annotated as nuclear factor of kappa light polypeptide gene enhancer in B-cells inhibitor, alpha b. The coding region runs from base 131 to 1108 and encodes 325 amino acids. Gene Ontology annotation, molecular function: protein binding. Lineage: Eukaryota; Metazoa; Chordata; Chondrichthyes; Lamniformes; Lamnidae. The record is from RefSeq and is a predicted model, not a curated record. The transcript is spliced from 6 exons.
GUAACCUCUACAGUCCUGAGACGUGGCAGAGGAGUUCGGUGUUUGAGGAGAACCAGGCAUUGUGCUGUACUAAUUUUUGGGUUGUUUUUCUUUUGGCCUCUCUUUUACUGGGAAACUUAUUGUAGAAGUGAUGGCCGAUCCCAUGUUAUUUAAUAACUGCAUCAACAACUUGGAUGAGCACAGCAAGUGCAAUGGGAAGCUGGAUUAUCCGUGCGGCUCGAUGCAGCCUGCAGCCGGGAAACAGGCUGCGCUGUGUGAGGAGCGCUGUGACAGCGGCAUCGGCUCAAUGAAUGAGAAGGACGAGGAGGUGCUGAGGGAGAUCCGGGAGCUGAGCCUGGCCGACAAGCCGGAGGCAGCUCACAGUUGGAAAGAAUUCGUCUCGGAGGAUGGAGAUACAUUUCUGCAUUUGGCCAUUAUCCAUGGAGCAGGUGAUAUUGUCUUCCAAAUCCUCAACAAUACCCGUGUUGGGGAUCAGUACCUUCACCAUCAGAAUAACCUGAAACAGACUCCCAUGCAUUUGGCGGUGAUCACACAGCAGCCUAAGGUGCUAAAGGCUUUGCUGUGGGCUGGAGGAGACCUGGGACUGAGGGACAUUAACGGGAACUCUCCCCUGCACAUCGCUUGUGAAAUGAAUUUGUUCUUGUGUGUGGAGGCUAUCAGUGAUUUCUCCACAAGACAUGAUAUCCGAAACCUUUUGGACAGCAAGAACUACAAUGGUCUUACAUGUUUGCAGUUGGCAGUCAAAAGCAGACUUCAUCAGAUGGUGAAAUACUUAACUCAACUAGGAGCUGACAUUAAUGCUCAGGAACCAUCAAGUGGUCGGACGGCCCUCCAUCUUGCAGUGGAAGAGCAGGAUCCUGAAAUGGUGUCGCUGUUGGUGCGGUGUGGAGCAGAUCCCAAUGUGCUGAUGUACAAUGGCUGUACACCAUAUCACCUGACCUUGGGAAGAGAUAAUUCCAGAAUACAGACAGAACUCAUUAGUGUGACAGAUCCAUCCCUUUGCAUAAUGUGGGAAGAAGAACAGAUGUGGGAAUCUGAAUCUUCGGACUGGGAGGUACCCUUCUCUUAUGAUGACUGUGCAAUUGGAGGUCUCCCACUCAGAUGUUGAAGCUGCUCUCUUUGUGCAUUGGCACUCUGAAAUUUCUGUACAUCAAUUCAUCUUCAAAGAAUUGAAGAUGCACACUGAAGUGUGGUUACCCAAUCAUUUAAAAUGAUGAAAACCUUCAGUGACGUACACUAAAAUUUCUAAGUCACAGUCGGGUGCCAAUGUCUGAUGUUCUAAAUAAUUUUUAAUGUAAUUAAUAAGCCAUCCAGGAGCAGAGAAGACAGUGUUAAAAGUCCUAGGUGUAAAUGAGAUACUACUGUCUAAGUGAUAAUUUCUAUGUGCUGUUUUUGAUUACUGUAACUGGUAGCAAAAGACUGAAAUGUGUAAAUUUUUCUACAUUUGAGUUCUUUGUGCAUAUUUUUAAUGUGUAAAAUUUGUAAAUGUGUAAAAUAGUGUAAUUUUUGUACAUAUUUUUCUACCCAUAAAAAUGCAAGACAAUAUUUGAUACAUCCUUCAUAUUUAUUUUUGCCAAAUAAAGAUUAUGAAAAUAAAAACUGUUCAUGGUUUGAAAUUGCA